Cimex lectularius (bed bug) is the source of this 2337-nucleotide messenger RNA. It is a transcript of the gene rump, whose product is annotated as myelin expression factor 2. Bases 170 to 1729 code for a protein of 519 amino acids. Gene Ontology annotation, molecular function: mRNA binding. Gene Ontology annotation, cellular component: cytoplasm; nucleus. The transcript is spliced from 10 exons. The record is from RefSeq and is a predicted model, not a curated record. NCBI's taxonomy places the organism in Eukaryota, Metazoa, Arthropoda, Insecta, Hemiptera, Cimicidae.
UUUGCCGUUUUCUGUUGACCUUUUCGCGUACCGCUAUCGAGUCAAGUCCAUUCUUCAUUGUGUUGGGGCAGCCAUUUUUCGGUUUGGCGUCUGUCGGUGUACGAUUGAAUAAUUUUAGUCGAAUUAGUUUCUGAGCUAGGACUUUUCUACUCUUUCUACUCAGCUUACGAUGAAGACGGAAAAGGAGAAUUUUAAUGAAAAUGGAGGAGGUAUGGACAGAGGUGAUGAAGAAAGGGAUCGAGACAGGAGAGGACGAAGGGAAAGGCAGAGUCGGUUUUCUGGUGGUGGAGAUCGAGACCGCAGUCCUCGUGGGAAAAAACGAGGAAAUCGAGUUUUGGUUUCAAACAUACCGUAUGAAUACCGCUGGCAAGAACUAAAAGAUCUGUUUAGGGAACAAGUUGGAGAAGUUUCAUUUGUCGAACUUUUUGUCGAUGAAAAUGAUAAAGCAAGGGGUGUUGGCAUAAUUGAAUUUGCUUCAAGUGAAAUGGCAAAAGAAGCUGUUGAAAAAAUGCAUAGAUACGACUUAAAAGGAAGAAAACUUGUUGUUAAAGAGGAUGACAGUGAUAGAGAUAAAUAUGGACGGAUCAUCCCAAGGGGUGGUGAUAGAGGUGGACGUCGUGAUAUGGAACGAGGAGGUGGAGGAAACUGGAAUGACAUCCCAUCUUUGGUGAACGGUCCUCCUGGCUCUAACAGUAAAUGGGGCAAUACAUAUGGAUUAAGUUCACAGUUCUUGGAAUCCCUUAAUAUUAAUGGGCCCCUUGUACCUCGAUGCUUUGUAGCCAAUUUGGAUUACAAAGUCGAUGACAAAAAACUUAAAGAAGUAUUCCGACUCGCCGGUAGAGUGAUCAGCGCCGAAAUAAGUUUGGACAAAGAAGGAAAGAGUCGUGGAUUUGGUGUGGUCGAAUAUGAACACCCAGUUGAAGCGGUGCAGGCAAUUUCAAUGCUUAACAAUCAAAUGCUUUAUGAGAGACGACUGUCAGUCAGAAUGGACCGAGUUGAUAAAAAUGAUGGAUUGCCUCCUAAACUGCCAGAAGGGUUGAAGGGCAUUGGAAUGGGCCUUGGUGCUAAUGGCGUCCCCUUACAAGAUGUUGCAAGGAAUUUACCAAACUCACAACCUUCUUCAAUGCCACCUCCAGUCCCAGCUUUAUCUGCAGUUAACAAUCCUGCUUUAGCAGCUGCAGCAUUAGUCGGAAACCUUAUUGGAGCUCAGGGUGGUGGAAGUGGGGACAUCACUUCUCUCGCAGCAAAUUCCCUUGGUCUUAACACCGCAGCUGCUCUUACAGGUGGUGCCAAUCCUCUCGCUGCACAACUCUUAGGUACUGCUGCAUCAGGUGCUGGAAACAUCAAUCCAUUCGGUGGAAACUCAGGUGGUGGCAGAGAUUUUGAUUCGCUCGGAGCCGCUCUUACUGGAGGUUCCGGGUUCAACCAAGGAGGGUCGUCCGGAGGUCUUGCUGCACAAAGGGACAACAGGAACCUGGGAGGAAACACAGGCUCAAUCGGCGGUGGGUGGCAAUCCGACACCAUUAUUAUUUCCAACCUCCCUCCCGGUACUACAGGGAAAAUCCUGAUGGAGAAAUGCAGAGACGUAGGGGACGUGAAAUUCGCUGAAAUGAGGGGGAAGGAAACGGGGAUUGUCCAGUUUACCAACCAAUGGGUUGCCCAGAGGGGGAUCAAUAUGCUUGAUGGAAUGAGAGUUGAUGGAAGAAUUAUUGAAGUUCGCUUUUUCUGAAGCAGCCGACUGUGAGUAAUAUUAGUACCCAACAGUCGUUAUUAAUGGAAUAAUAAUGUAAUUUUCAAUAAUCUUCAUUAACUUUUCAUUCUCAUUGUACUAGUGGAUUAGUUUUUAUUGUAAGGAAAUAAAUCAUUCAAGGACUUUUCUUAUUAUCUUGGUUGGUUUUCAUUUAGAUUAAGGAGAAAAUUUUUGCGUAUUUUAAACUUCUUUUAAUAUUUUUUUUUUAUAUUCCUGUUGACUGGGUUUCCAAUUUUAAACAAUCUCUUAAAUUUAAUGUUUAUGUAACCAUAUUUGGGAUAUAUGUUAUGCGAUCCUAGGCAUUCUUAAUAAAUUGUGGAUGAUAUUUUCUUUUUCUAUGCAUACUUCAUUGUGUUGACGAUGUUGGAUUCAAUUUGGUUGAUUUUUGGAGAAUAGUUUGUUUUCAACUUUUUAUGUCAAAAUUAGUAUAUUUACGAUUCAAGUGUGGAAGAGGAAGACGUUUUUGUCAUGUUUGUAUUCUGGCUACUCCCAUCAUCUCUUUCGCUCUUACUGAUUUUUGUGAAUUGCCCUUAAUAUGUAAACUGUAAAAGUAGUAUCAAUUAUAAUAAAGUAUAAGUGAAACUUUG